ACUGCAGGUUGGUCCAUGGGCUUGGCUGUUUCAGUCGAAGCAGAAAGCCUAUCUAGCUCAUCUCACUCGCGACUUCGUGCCGGGCUUCUCAGACGGACCAGGCCGAGAAUUCCCGGGCCACGCGCCCUUCGUCUCCCCCGCCUCCGGCCGUGCAAGGCGGCGUCCUACUCCGGCCAGAAGCUCUACGACCGGGAGAUCCCGGCGCGGGGCGGGACGAUGGCGGCGGCGCAGCUGCUGGGCGAGGACGGGCGCGGCUACGAGCUGGCCCGGCGCCUGGAGGCGUGCGGCGCGUGGCGCGCGUGGCUCGGCGACGGCGCGCACGCCUCCCUCGCGCAGCACCUCGCGUCCCCUUCCACCUGGGACGCCUUCCUCUCCCCCGCAUCGUCCUCCACCUCCUCCAACUCGGCCGCGCCCCCGCGCCAGCUCCUCCUGCUCCAGCUCCGCGUCCGCGCGCUCCUCUUCGACAAGGCCUCCGCCGCUCUCAUCCCCCGCAACGGCGCUUCCCCAGCCGGCCCGCACUCAGUCAACGCCAGCUAUCUUCAACUUCAUGGAGAUGAUAUUUAUUUCUCAUUGGAAGAUGAGCAGGAAGAUACCGCUCAACAUCAAAUGCAAUCUGGAACUGCAUUUAGUCCAAGCAGGGAGAGUGUGAUGUUGUCUCAAAGGAAUAUGCGACAAGACGAGUUACCUGGAUCUUGGUACAAGCAAUAUGCUGAAAAGUUCAGGACACGACAUGGCAAGUAUCGCUCAGAUGACAAAGAAAUACCAAAGAGAACACCAGAGGGGAUGUCUAACUACCUUAAGGCUUGUAGUGUACAUAAAAGGAAGAGGAUUGUAUUUAUGGAUGAUCGCAGUCCGAACAUGAUGUUGGAAAAUGGCCCUUCCCUACAAUCAAAAGUUGCUGGGGAGUUCAGUAAUUUAGCAGAUGACACUUUCAUUCCAGAAAUUAGAUUUCCAUCCGACUGUGUUCCAGAAAGUGCAGUUCCUAGAGAGAGUGGCAUAUCUAGGAGCAACAAAAUAGAAGUUAACGGGGUUCUUGAUAAUUUACCAGCACCUGUUAGUCGCAACACCGCAAUGCUCGAAAGGUUUGGCAUGAUGCCUGAGUACUAUAAGACAGGAAACAAAUACAGAGGAAAAAUUGGAUCCAAAGUAGAAGGAAAAACGUUAAGUCAAGAGCAAGCAUUGCUUAUCACAAGGAAACUGGUCGCUCGCUACUUAGCAAAUGCAGGAUUCGAAAGUGGAACCGCAGUGGCUGUUGAUGUUCUCUCAGAAAUAAUAAUUAAGCACAUCUCUAAGCUAGGGCGUAACUUGAAGCUUCUAUCUGACAGCUACAGGAAACAAUUUUCAUCUAUCGAGCUCCUUAGGAUGUUUCUGCAGACUGUUGGCUACAGUAAUAUUGGACCCUUGAUGGAGAUUACAAAGAUGGGUAAUAGAGUGGUUAACCACCAGAUUCAUCAAGACGCACAAGUACAAAAUCAAAAUAAUCUUCUUCAUGCCCAACAGCUCCCAAGGCAGUUUGCUCCCCAAAUGAGUAUUCAGACCCAGAAUCUGACACCACAGCAGCAACAGCUGCUGCAGCAGCAACAGUGGCUGAGGCGCAACCAAAUGACCAGCCCCCGUGGUGCUCUUACACUGGCGGAAAAAAACCAGGCUAUGGUAAAUGUGAAGCUUGAGAACACUAUGGAUUCACAAAUUGAUGGCUCUUAUGGAUCUCUCACUAGACAACCACAACAGAUGCAGCAGCUAAGGCAGCAGCAGCUAUUGCAGCAGCAGCAGCAACAACAGCUUCAUCAGCAGCAGCAACAACAGCUUCAUCAGCAUCAUCAUCAGCAGCAGCAGCAACAUCUCCAGCAGCAGCAACAACAACAGCAGCAACAGCUUCAGCAGCAGCAGCAGCAACAACUUCAACAGCAUCAUCAGCAGCAGCAGCAACAACUUCAGCAGCAGCAGCAGCAACAACAGCAGCAGCUUCAGCAGCAGCUGGCCAUGUCAGGAAACCAGAACACCCAACUAGCGCAGCAGUUCAAACAAGCACCUCAAUCAAUGGGCUCGUAUGGCAUGCGGAUGCCGCCUGUGAAAGUGGAAGCGUUCCACGAACUAGUCAGCGGAGAUUCAUCCAGCGACACCAGCAAACUGACGUCGCCCAAGUAGAUCGGUCUUAUACCAAGGGAAAAUUGUAACACUGUAGCUGUAAUGUACAGAACGAGCUUUAUAUCUACGACUACGACCAGCUGAUGUUCUUUUUGAAACUUCAAAGACUACUCAUCUUUUUAUCAGCCUCUGUAAUGUAGAAAUGUAUAACGUUACUGAUUAAACUGGUGCAUGUAAAUUAAUGCUGUAAUUCAUUAUUAGCUCCGAUGUGAUGCUUUACUGGAAGCUACUGUUGGCUAGUUGGCUAUU
This is a messenger RNA of Brachypodium distachyon (stiff brome), 2397 nucleotides long. Its product is annotated as transcription factor SPT20. The record is from RefSeq and is a predicted model, not a curated record. Lineage: Eukaryota; Viridiplantae; Streptophyta; Magnoliopsida; Poales; Poaceae. The coding region runs from base 16 to 2148 and encodes 710 amino acids. Gene Ontology annotation, molecular function: protein heterodimerization activity. The transcript is spliced from 6 exons.